Molecule: messenger RNA, 2112 nt
Organism: Pleuronectes platessa (European plaice)
Lineage: Eukaryota; Metazoa; Chordata; Actinopteri; Pleuronectiformes; Pleuronectidae
Gene: rpn2
Product: ribophorin II
Exons: 17
Coding region: 65-1960 (631 amino acids)
Biological process (GO): protein N-linked glycosylation
Cellular component (GO): oligosaccharyltransferase complex; membrane
Source: RefSeq, a predicted model, not a curated record
CAGCUCCUUCUGAGACCCCGGAAGUACUCGUCGGUUUUGGUGACGCUGCAUUAGACUGGAAGACAUGGACCGGCUUAGGGUAUUCGAGGGGUUCCUCUUGUGUCUGGCUCUCGCCGGAGUUCAGGCGCUCACACCAGCGCACCACCUCUCCCUGGCCGACGUGGCCCGGCUGCAGAACCUCCUGAGCCCGCAGUUCACCGACCUGGAGUCCGCCUACCACUCUGUGGUCGGGCUGACAAAGCUCGGAGCGGCUGUUCCUGAUCAUGAUCACGUUUGUCAGUUCCUGAAAUCCCAGCUUGAUCCCAUGAGCGUUGACUCGAUCUUCUUUGCUGCUGAGACCAGUCAGGCCAUUUCAGGAUGUGAGAUCCCGGUGUCCAAUGAAACCCGUGACAUCCUCCUGGCAGCAGUUAGUGAAGACUCCACCAUGACUCAGAUUCAUCGUGCUGUGAGUGCACUCAGCUCUUUGGGACUUCCCGUGGCCUCUCAGGAGGUGGUAGGUGCCCUGGCAGGUCGCAUCAACAAGGAGGACAAUGUUAUGGCCAUCACCUUAGCUCUGCAAACAGCCGCUCGCCUCUCCCAGCAGGCCGAACUCGGGGGAAUACUGGAGGAAAUUGAGGAUCUGACGGCUCGUUUGGAUGACCUCGGUGGAAUCUACCUCCAGUUUGAAGAGGGACUUGAGGCAACUGCCAUGUUUGUGACUGCUGCUUACUCCCUGUCAGAUCAUGUAGACAUGGAGCCCCCCCUCAAGGAGGAACAGGUCAUUCAGCUGGUGAAUUCCAUCUUCAGCAAGAAAUCCUGGGACUCUCUGGCCGAGGCUUUCAGCGUGGCGAGUGCCGCUGCUGCUCUUUCCAGCAACCGCUUCCAUGUGCCGGUCAUCGUCAGUGCUCAGGGCCCAGCCACAGUGUCCCACAGCCAGCCAACCCUGCAGCUCCUGGUUACUGAUGUCAUGUCUCAACCUCUGACUACAGCCAAUGUGCUGGUGGAAUCUGCGUACGCUGUGGCCUCCAAGAGUGUCAUACUCAGCCAAGCACCCUUCACCCUUAAUGAUGGCGUCUUUGAAUUGAACUUCAUGUCCACCCAGCCCGCCAGUGGAUAUUACCAGUUUACCAUUGCAGUAACUGGGGAUACCCGUCUGGUGGCCAAUCACGUCGAGCUGAAAGUAAAGGUGUCCACUGAGGUGGCCAUUACUAGCAUGGACCUCUCUGUGGUGGACAAGGACCAGAGCAUCGGCACAAAGACCGUCAGAGUGGACUAUCCCUCCAAAGCCAAGAGCUCAUUCGUCGCCGACGGCCACCAGAACUUUGCCAUGACCUUCCAGCUGGUUGACGUCAACACUGGAGUGGAGCUCACCCCUCACCAGACUUUUGUUCGACUUCACAAUCAGAAAACUGGCCAGGAGGUCAUUUUUGUGGCUGAACCCGACAGCAAGAACCUGUACAAGUUUGAGUUGGACACAGCGGAGCGGAAAUCUGAGUUUGACUCUAUCUCUGGAAUCUAUUCCCUCCAUCUCAUGGUUGGGGACGCAACCUUGGAGAAUCCCAUCUUGUGGAAUGUGGCUGAUGUUGUUCUGAAGUUUGUGGAUGAAGAAGCCCCAGCCGCUAUUCAGUCCAAGACCCUUUAUGUGCCCAAACCAGAGAUCCAGCACUUAUUCAGAGAACCAGAGAAGAAGCCUCCCACCGUGGUCUCAAACGCUUUCACCGCACUCGUCCUGUCUCCUUUACUGCUUCUGCUCAUCCUGUGGUUUAAGCUCGGAGCCAACAUCUCCAACUUCAGCUUCACUCCCAGCACCAUUCUGUUCCAUGUAGGACAUGCAGCCUUACUGGGCCUGAUGUACGUGUACUGGACCCACCUGAACAUGUUCCAGACCCUGAAGUACCUGGCGAUUAUUGGUGGCGUUACUUUCCUCGCAGGGAACCGCAUGCUGGCACAGAAGGCAGUGAAGAGAAUUGAGAAAAAAUAACUGCAAGUAAAAAUAAAAAAGAAGACACUGACGAAGAUAAUAUUUGAUUUCCAAGGAGUUGUUCAACAAAAUCAGACUUAAGAUGCGGCACAGCAGUCCAAUCACAAGUUAAAACAUGCAGUUUGUCUGUGUUGCCAAACAGAAGAAUUUGA